This is a messenger RNA of Conger conger (European conger), 1411 nucleotides long. RefSeq names its product high mobility group protein HMG-I/HMG-Y-like. Gene Ontology annotation, biological process: regulation of DNA-templated transcription. Gene Ontology annotation, cellular component: chromatin; nucleus. NCBI's taxonomy places the organism in Eukaryota, Metazoa, Chordata, Actinopteri, Anguilliformes, Congridae. Gene Ontology annotation, molecular function: transcription coregulator activity; DNA binding. The coding region runs from base 279 to 593 and encodes 104 amino acids. The transcript has 5 exons. The record is from RefSeq and is a predicted model, not a curated record.
CGUCUAACUUCAGUUUUUUUUCUGUGGAGAGAAAAAAAAAAUGGUUUAAAGGGCUGGGUUGUGUACUUAUUUCCUCAGCCUUAUAUGCAGUAGCACUAGUUCAAGGCUUUAAACCGGCGAGGCAGACAGACAAGCAGGGAGCUUUUUGUUUUAAUUUAAUCAGAGGACAUCACCAAGGGGGUGGGGGUAAGGACGGACAUAGGAGCAGGGAAUCCAACACGGCUGUUUGUGUGUUUGCGAGCGCAAAAACCGGCCUUGCAGAAUAGCUAAUCGUCACAAUGAGUGAUACGGCCAAAGGCAAUCAGGCUGUCUCUGCGAAAGACAAGGAUGGGACGGAGAAAAGGGGCCGCGGAAGACCGAGGAAACAGCCGCAAGUAAAAAGUGUUGACGAGCCCAGUGGGUCCCCCUCUCCGAAGAGGGGCCGGGGCAGACCGAAGGGCAGCAGAAACAAGACCGCCCCCAAGAGCAAAAGCGUGCCGGUGUCUGCAGGUGGAAAACGCAGAGGAAGACCCAAGAAAGAAGCGGAGAAGGAAGAGGAGCGGGCAUCCCAGCAGUCUUCUGAAGAGGAGGAUGAAGAGGAGGAAGAGCAGUAACUAGUUUGCAACCCGCACUACCUCAUAAUUCAACUUGCUGACUUCCUGUCAACCGGAGCUGGACUGAACUCCAAUACAGUUGCAUUAAAUCCCUCUCCCCCACCAAACCCCAACUCCUUUAUAUAUCCUGGUUGUUUUUUCAUAGCCCCCCAUCACAAAGGGAGGUGUACACACAGGUAACCAUCCUGCUAUCUGCAACAGCACUGGAAAACAAACUAAUGUUUUACAUGCAUAUAUAUAAAAAUGUAUACCCUGAAUAUCUAUGUUUAUAUAUAUAUAUAUGUGUGUGUAAAAAAACAAAAAAAACAAAACAAACUGACUACAGUUAACUUUCCGAAUGGGUUUUUGCAAACCGUGGUCUUUUAUACUGGACAAAGGUGAAUUUGCCUACACUUACAUUGUUUUUAAUUGUUUUUUGUUUGUUUUUUUUCCUUUUAAGUUUUGUGUUUUGGAGUGAUAAUUCAAGGUAAACAGAUCUGUCCCCUGCACCUACUUGACUGCUAGUUUGGAGGUAGCAAGCAUGUUCUAGUCAAUUCUCCCUCCUCCCUCCUUCCAGUGUAACAUUUUUGUAAGCCUCUGCAAUUGCCUAACCCCCCCCCAAUCAGUAUGAACGUUUUAUAUACAUUGCAAAAGGGUGUCUCAUUAGGCAGUUUCCGCGAUACACAACCUGACAAUGUAAUCUAUUGUCAGAAGUGGUUAGGCUGUGUGUUGGGCUAUAUGGGUGUGACUGAAUCAUUCUGAUUUUGUUUUAGUUUUCAGUUUUUGUUUUUUUUUGUACAACUUAUUUUGAUACAACAAAUAAAAAUACGCUGACAUGA